AUGGCGUGCGUCAAUAGGCCCAGUGCCUUAAUCGGCCUUCCAGCGGAACUUCUGUUGUUGAUCUCAGAUCUCCUAUCACCAGCUGAUAUAGCAUGCCUUGCAGUCUGCAACAAUAGACUGAUGGUCUUAUUUGCUUCCGAUGACAGUGCCACAAUCAAUGGCCGAUUACCAAAAGGUCUCCCUGGAGAUAUGGAAGACGAGAGAUCUCUCUUUUUGACCCGACUCUCAUUCGACAUACCCGGCUAUUAUCUUUGCUCUGUUUGUUUAAAACUUCAUAUUUGGUCGAAAGUUCCAUCUCCAGCAAAAUUCGAGCCCCUGAAAUGCUUCUCGUCUCUGGAUGUUGAGGAUCAUGAAGACCGCUGGUUAGUCCAAGGCCUCGCAGGUCUAUACUACCCAGCAUGGUGUCGCUAUCAACUGCAAUUUACUCAUGUAUACCUGGCUAUGAGACGCUUUUAUCAUGGGUUACAAUACGGCAUCUCCACAGACUCCCUCUUCCACACAGAGGUACGAGUUGAUCGGCUACGCAGUAACAGCACACCACAAUCAUCAAAUUUAUCAGCCUUGACCCCGGAAGAAAAGCACCUUAGCGAAAACAAGACAAGCCUCACCUCAAUCGAAGCCCGAGUUUGCCCGACAGCUCCCAGCCUAUGCUUGCGCAUUCAAGGCUUGGCAGUAGUGAGGCGUCAAAACGCAUCCAGGUUACUCCCGCAGGGAAACACCGUCUGGGUAUGCGGACAUAUCACAAACGCGACGCCGAACUUUUCAGAGCGUGUUAGCUCUCACAUUUCAGCGUAUAGCUCUGGUGCGCCAAAAGCAGCCGAAUAUGGAAAGUGUUCCAAAUGUAAUACAGAAUGGCAUGUUGAGUUGCGCGACUUGGGGACUCAUGAUGUGAGCUUAAUAUUUACCCGAUGGAUUGACGUUGGCCCGGGACUUUCUCCUGAGGAUCCUAGGUGGAGGUCGCUUUUACUGUAUCAGAAUGAGUACGAGGUUGAUCCCCAGGACGUUAUCUUCAGUCCUCGGUUACGGUUCGAGAGUAGCUUGGUGGAAGGUGGUUCGAAGAAGACUAUGUCAGAUGAAGAGUUGUAUCUACGAAAUGUUUCGUUUUUGGAGGAGAAAAGAUACAUGGCUGCGGGAGGACCUACUGCAGCAGGAUCAACGCACCCUGAGUCUCGACGCCGUCGCUCUUCUGGCUGUGUGAUCAUGUAA
Messenger RNA from Penicillium maclennaniae, 1206 nucleotides. RefSeq lists its product as uncharacterized. The record is from RefSeq and is a predicted model, not a curated record. Lineage: Eukaryota; Fungi; Ascomycota; Eurotiomycetes; Eurotiales; Aspergillaceae. The coding region runs from base 1 to 1206 and encodes 401 amino acids. The transcript has a single exon.